Messenger RNA from Batrachochytrium dendrobatidis JAM81, 1103 nucleotides. RefSeq lists its product as uncharacterized. The coding region runs from base 464 to 799 and encodes 111 amino acids. The transcript is spliced from 3 exons. Gene Ontology annotation, biological process: endoplasmic reticulum to Golgi vesicle-mediated transport; Golgi organization; intracellular protein transport. Lineage: Eukaryota; Fungi; Chytridiomycota; Chytridiomycetes; Rhizophydiales. The record is from RefSeq and is a predicted model, not a curated record. Gene Ontology annotation, cellular component: Golgi apparatus; endoplasmic reticulum; COPII-coated ER to Golgi transport vesicle.
AUGCUUCUUUGAACUCUUGAAGCGAAACGAUAGACUCGACUUGUCUUUUGAAGUCAUGCAUAGCUCUGGCUCCGAUUAUGAUAUCGAUUAUACGGUCUGUUUAAAUCACUUUCGUAUCUCCUAUUCGAGUGUUGGCCAAAGUAUAUUUUUGAGCUUUGUAUGCAUUAUUGGGUAGGGGUUUAGUCCAACAAGCCUAGCCCAUCAUUAAUGCAAUCAAGGAAUUUGAAACUUGGACUAGUGGGCAUCUGCCCAUCUAUAGAUCUCGCUGACACUCAACUAGCAACCAACAAUCUUGACGAUUCUAGAUUCGGCACUAGUUCUGUCACUAACUUUGCCACAACUUAUUAUUUUAUAGAUCAGCAACCCAGAUGGUUCUCUCCUGCACUCUUUUCCUCAAGAGCGCCAAGGAAACUUGGGAUUCAAUGCCAUUCAUGAAGGAUCAUAUCAAAUCUGUUUUAGCAAUAUGCGAUACAACUCGGAAAAAAUGAUUGUAUUUUCCAUCACUGGUCCUGACGAACACAAGAUCAUUCGUGAUAUGAAAAAAGACAACACCAAAGAGAUAGAUGAGGAACAAAUGGACCUUUUCCGUACACUUCAGAUACUGAUGGACAAUAUCCGCUUUAUGCGUGAUGAGCAGUCUUUUCUUCUCAAGCGUCAAAAUCGUCACCGCGAAACUAUUCAAUCGACACAUGGACGUGUGCUCUGGUGGUCAUUUGGACAGAUUGUUAUGGUGCUCAUUGCCUGUGGCUUUCAAGUAUUAUAUCUGCGUCGUUUCUUUGAGACUAAACGGGUGGUCUAAGUUGGCAAAUUUUGUAAGAUGGUUGAGAUUAAACAAUUUAAGCUUUUAAAGCUGUCUAUUUUACGUAAAUGGCCAAUCUUGGCUGAUAGCUAAAUGAAUAUUGGAUGGGAUCACGUGGUUAAUCUCACUUUGUUUAGCUGAAAACAGACUUUGAUUCCUGCAUCCAAGUUUUUUGUAAUCCUUGCUGUUUACAUAAUACUCUAGCUCGAUACAUUCAUCUGGAGCUAGCCACGGAUUCAAGAUUAUCCACUACGUUUACAAACCCUAUUUUCUGAUACAAUGCCUGACCAAAUCAAUCGCACCC